AUGGUGGCCGAUCAGGUGUUCAGUGUCGCCGAUGUUGCUUCCCACAACAGCAGAACUGACUUAUGGGUCAUAAUUCACGGAAAAGUCUACGAUCUUUCGAAAUAUGUGCGAGAUCACCCGGGCGGAGCAGAUGUUCUAUACGAUGUUGCUGGACUCGAUGCGACCGAGGCGUAUGAUGAAGUCGGCCAUUCAGAGGAUGCUGAUGAGCUCUUGGAGACCUGUUUGAUUGGCACGGUUAAGGAUGCCCACGAGAUCAAAGCCCCCAAGAAGGUUGUUCGGCUAGUCCCGCAAACUGCUCCGAAGGAAGCCACUAAAGCAGCGGGUUCAUCAACAGGCGCAGUUACCUUGGUUCUCGGCGCGUGUGCUAGUGGCGCAGCGCUCUACUUUGCUUCCCAGCGUCAUCCCGAACUAUUGCGAAAACUUCCUCUGCCAUCGCCGUCGCUACGGUCUGCACCGACUUUUACCUUGCCGCAGGGAGGGUUCUCCACCGGAUUUGCUGCUGCUACCUCCGUGUGUGCCACUAUUGGCGCUGUUCUUGCAGCCAAGCUUUCCAAGAUCACACAGAUCGAGUCUGGAUUCACCAAGUAUCCUCCUCAUCUAAAGAGCCGACCUGUGAUAAAGGCAGAUCCUGGGCUUGCCCGGGGUUUCCUGCAGCCAAAGGAAUACCAGGCGCUUCCCCUAAUCAAGAAAGAGCACCUUUCGCCGAGCGUCUUCCGCUUUGUGUACCAACUGCCGAACGAAACCGAUGUUAUUGGUAUUCCAAUUGGCCAGCAUUGCGCUAUCAAAGCUAAUAUUGACGGAAAGGAUAUCGCCCGAUCAUACACCCCAGUCUCUAAUAAUACAGACCUAGGCAGGCUGGAGCUGGUUAUCAAGUGCUACCCCGACGGCGCCCUAACUGGAAAGUACCUCGCCAACCUAAAGGUCGGCGAUAAGACUCUCUUCCGCGGUCCUAAGGGUGCAAUGAAGUACAAGAGGGGCCUCUGCAAGAAGAUUGGAAUGGUUGCUGGCGGCACUGGAAUCACCCCUAUGUACCAACUUAUUCGCGCUAUCUGCGAAGACGAAAACGACACAACGGAAAUUAGCCUAAUCCUCGGCAACCGCAGUGAAGAAGAUAUUCUCCUCCGAAAGGAACUCGAAGCCUUCGCGAGGAAGUAUCCUAAGAACUUCAAGCUCUGGUACAUGCUCGACAAGCCUCCGCAGAAGUGGGCGCAUGGCAAGGGUCACGUCACCCAAGCUGUCAUGGCUGCCAAGCUCCCGGCGCCUUCUCCCGACACCAAGAUUAUGCUCUGCGGACCUCCUGGCAUGAUCAAGGCUGCCCAGGCCGCUUUGGUAUCCAUGGGCUUCCAGGCUCCCGGAUCUAUUGCCAAGAUGACAGAUCAAAUAUUCCUCUUCUAG
This is a messenger RNA of Penicillium canariense, 1395 nucleotides long. RefSeq lists its product as uncharacterized. Gene Ontology annotation, molecular function: heme binding; oxidoreductase activity. Gene Ontology annotation, cellular component: endoplasmic reticulum. The transcript is spliced from 2 exons. The record is from RefSeq and is a predicted model, not a curated record. Lineage: Eukaryota; Fungi; Ascomycota; Eurotiomycetes; Eurotiales; Aspergillaceae. The coding region runs from base 1 to 1395 and encodes 464 amino acids.